Molecule: messenger RNA, 760 nt
Organism: Brassica napus (rape)
Lineage: Eukaryota; Viridiplantae; Streptophyta; Magnoliopsida; Brassicales; Brassicaceae
Product: SKP1-like protein 4
Exons: 2
Coding region: 120-605 (161 amino acids)
Biological process (GO): SCF-dependent proteasomal ubiquitin-dependent protein catabolic process
Cellular component (GO): nucleus; cytoplasm
Molecular function (GO): cullin family protein binding
Source: RefSeq, a predicted model, not a curated record
ACAGGUCCUAUAAAUACUGCACCCAUUCGUUAACCCUUGUGCUCAUUCAUCGCUAACGUCGAGUCCUCCUCCUCUCUCUCGCUCUCUCUUUGCCUUUAGUCGUCUCCUUUUCCGCAACUAUGUCGAAGAAGAUCAUCCUCAAGAGCUCCGACGGCGAAUCGUUCGAGGUCGACCAGGCGGUUGCGCUCGAAUCCCAGACGAUCAAGCACAUGGUCGAAGACGACUGCGUCGCUGACGGAAUCCCCCUUCCGAACGUCACCAGCGCCAUCCUCGCCAAGGUUAUCGAGUACUGCAAGAAGCACGUCGAUGCCGCCGCCGAGGCUAACGCCGGAGACAAGGACAUCUACGGUAACACCGAGGACACUGAGCUCAAGAAUUGGGAUACCGAGUUCGCUAAAGUUGAUCAGCCUACGCUCUUCGAUCUCAUCUUGGCUGCUAAUUAUCUGAACAUCACUGGACUUCUUGACUUGACGUGCAAGACUGUGGCGGAUAUGAUGGUAGGCAAGACCCCAGAGCAGAUGCGCGAGCACUUCAACAUCAAGAACGACUACACGGCUGAGGAAGAAGCAGAGGUUCGCAAGGAGAAUGCUUGGGCCUUCGAGUGACUUUUGAUCCCCUGGUGUUUUAGGAUCCUAUAGUCUUCUAGUUUUUUUCUUUUUCUGUUCUGGUUUGAAGUUUGUCAUUUGUCUAUGAACAUCUAAUGGCUUUGUUCUUGUUCUACUAACAAGUUUUAUCAUAAAGUUUGGGUCUUUGUGCUUUC